Molecule: messenger RNA, 1968 nt
Organism: Columba livia (rock pigeon)
Lineage: Eukaryota; Metazoa; Chordata; Aves; Columbiformes; Columbidae
Product: cytochrome P450 2C9-like
Exons: 9
Coding region: 71-1552 (493 amino acids)
Biological process (GO): xenobiotic metabolic process; epoxygenase P450 pathway
Cellular component (GO): intracellular membrane-bounded organelle; cytoplasm
Molecular function (GO): heme binding; arachidonate epoxygenase activity; oxidoreductase activity, acting on paired donors, with incorporation or reduction of molecular oxygen, reduced flavin or flavoprotein as one donor, and incorporation of one atom of oxygen
Source: RefSeq, a predicted model, not a curated record
CAGCUCUUUGGUAUAUAAACAUGGGCUCCAGCAGCUAGAGUACCUCCCUCCUGAGCUCCAGAAGCAAAGCAUGCUCCUGGGAGCAGCCACUGUUGUCCUCCUGGUUUGCAUUGCUUGCCUGCUCUCCUUUGCAUCAUGGAGAUGGAGGUCUGGAAAGGGGAAAAUGCCUCCAGGACCAGCUCCCAUUCCCAUCCUAGGUAAUGUGCUGCACGUGAAACCAAAGAACUUGGCCAAAACCCUCCAAAAGCUCAGUGAAGAGUAUGGACCAGUGUUCACAGUGCACCUGGGCUCUGACCCAGUGGUGGUGCUGCACAGAUCUGACCUGGUGAAAGAAGCCUUGAUUGAUCGCGCGGAUGAGUUUGCUGCCAGAGGACAUAUGGCAAUAGGAGAAAGGGCUAACAAUGGAUUAGGGAUUAUCUUCAGCAGCAAUGAGAGCUGGUUACAAGUCCGGCGGUUUGCUCUCAGCACUCUGCGCAACUUUGGAAUGGGAAAGAGCAGCAUUGAAGAGACGAUCCAGGAGGAAAUGGAACACUUGCUGGAAGAGAUCAGCAAAACAAAGGGAACACCUUUUGAUCCAGUCUUCAUGCUGAGCUGUGCUGUCUCCAAUGUCAUAUGCUCCAUUGUCUUUGGGAAACGAUAUGACUGUAAAGACAAGAAGUUCCUGUCUCUGAUGAAGAACAUGAACAACAUCAUGAAUAUGAUGAACUCCUUCUGGGGACAGCUCUACCAGAUGUUCUCAAAGAUCCUGGAUUACUUGCCUGGCCCACACAACAGAGUGUUUGCAGAAAUCGAUGCUCUAAAAGCCUUUGUGUCAGAAGAGAUGAAGAUGCACAAAGGCUCCCUAGAUCCCAGCUCCCCUCAGGAUUACAUUGACUGCUUCCUCUGCAAAAUGCAGAAGGAGAAAAAGAAUCCCAACUCCAGUUUCCACAUGGAGAACCUGAUAACCAGCACCUUUGACUUGUUCAUUGCCGGAUCUGAGACAACUAGCACCACCAUAAGAUAUGGGCUUCUGCUUCUUCUCAAAUACCCAAAGAUACAAGAGAAAGUUCAAGAAGAGAUUGACCAGGUAGUGGGACGAUCACGAAGACCUUGUGUGGCUGACCGGUCCCAGAUGCCCUACACAGAUGCAGUGCUCCAUGAAAUCCAGCGCUUCAUCACCCUCCUUCCCUUUAGUCUCCCUCACACUGUGACCAAAGACACCCACUUCAGAGAGUAUGUCAUUCCCAAGGGCACCACAGUCUUUCCCAGCCUCACUUCUGUCCUCCAUGACAGUAAAGAGUUUCCAAACCCAAGUGAGUUCAAUCCUGGACAUUUCUUGAAUGAGAAUGGCACCUUUAGGAAGAGUGAAUUCUUUAUGCCCUUCUCAGCAGGAAAGCGAAUAUGCCCUGGAGAGGGCCUGGCACGCAUGGAGAUAUUCUUGUUCAUGACUACCAUCUUGCAGAACUUUACCUUGAAGUCUGUUGUUGACCCCCAGGAGCUUGAUAUAACCCCGACACUGAGUGGGACAUUUAACAUACCUCCUGCCUUCCAGCUCUGUGCUUUCCCCCGCUGAAAAGCACAAAACCUCUCUCCACAGUGUCCUGAGCCUGGCUGCUCCUUUACAUCCCCCUUACUAAAACCAAGACCAAAAGCAUCGGCGCACCUAUCCAAGGCCCCCAAGAAGACAGCCCAAAGACAGAUAUGUGCACAGACUAGACACAUUUCAAAGCCUCCCAGAACUGCUCCACCACAUUGCAGGGAGGCGCUGGGUGACAGUGCAGCCUGUUGCACUGACACUCUGUCCAUGGGCUCACUGAACACAGCGGCUACAUCAAACAGCUGAUUUUCUCAUAAACUCAGCUCCCAUGGCUGCCCACAACCUGCUUCUCCUGCAGCAUAUGUCCCACCAAGAGCAGCAUGCUUUGUAGAGAGGUAGCACUGCUUGUGUGUACAUUAAUGACCCAAUAAAGAUAAAUCUGCUGAUGAGGA